This is a messenger RNA of Daucus carota subsp. sativus, 1355 nucleotides long. RefSeq lists its product as uncharacterized. Lineage: Eukaryota; Viridiplantae; Streptophyta; Magnoliopsida; Apiales; Apiaceae. The transcript has 4 exons. The record is from RefSeq and is a predicted model, not a curated record. Bases 505 to 1074 code for a protein of 189 amino acids.
UGAAGCAAAGAGAAGAAAACCUGAUUGGAGCCGAAACGACAGUGAAUGCGAAAAGACUCUAGGGUAGAAUGAGACUCUAGGACAGUGCUGAUUUAAUCCUGUCCGGUUGCUGUCCCGAUUUCGGAAUGCGAGAAAUCAUCCAUUUUCAGGUUUUCUAGCGCCGAUGAGUCUCCGGUAAAGACAUCGAAAAAAUCGAGAAAGAAAUCGGGGUUUGUGUCCCGCGGAGGAGGUAACGAUGGGAAUGAGAAACGCGGGGUUUGGGCACACUCCACCUUUGAAUCAACUGUAUUUACAAAAAAACAUGCGGUGGCCUUGACUCCACACCUUGGAUAAGACUAUUCCCCACCAGAGAACACUGUUUUGUUGUAUAGUUAGACUGUCUGACUAUACAACAAACGAUUUAGCUGGCAUUUAAAUUCAAACAUCAGUUCCAACGAUAUACCCAAAUUAGUUCCACUCAAAGCCCAAUUCAGACAUCUCCCAGAGUGAAGAUCGAGUGAAAAGAUGUUGAGUUCAAACACUUUCCUUAAACCCAACACCACUCUUCACACUCAAUUAUAUUAUCCAACAUCCUCAUCAUCUCCCCAACAUAUCUCACCAAAUCCACCUCGAAAACAUCGUCAAGUUCGGCUAAUUUCAGCUAAAACACCACCACCCAUGGCCCAUCAGGCCCCACCAUUGCCUGUCCCUUCCAUUCCUAAUCCUAGUAUCAAGCUCUUGUUUGUUGAGAUGGGUGUCGGCUAUGAUCAACACGGGCAAGAUGUUACAAAAGCAGCAAUGAGGGCUUGCAGAGAUGCAAUUACUUCCAAUUCUGUUCCUGCCUUCCGCGCAGGGUCUAUACCUGGCGUUUCGUUUGAAGAGAUGAAGCUACAGAUCAGGCUUGGAGUCCCUCAACCUCUACAAAAUUCGCUAGACAUUGAAAAAGUGAAAUCCGUUUUUCCUUACGGAGACAUUGUGCUUUUUGAAGUUGUGGAUGGUGGACUAAUAUGCUCCAGUGGAGUCCAUGUAGAAGAAAUGGGAGAUAAAACUGAUGAGUGCUACAUAGUAAAUGCAGCUGUUUAUGUUGGCUACUGAGUUCCUGAUUGAUGUUUAUCAAUUCCUAUAUAGUAGUGCAGAUGACUGAGUUCCUGAUUAAAUGUUUUAAUUGUUAAUGUCUUUAUAGAUCAUUCUUAAAAUUUUCCCAUAUUUAAUCUGUUCUACAUAGUUCGAUUGACUCUUAAUAGUCGGUCCACUGUAUGGGUUACAAUAUGAGUAACCAAGUUCAUAGUUUUUAUUUUUAAUAGCCAUUUUGUAAAAUAUGGAUGAUGAGUAGAACAGUUACUGAUAAUAAAUCAAAUGGCUUAUAUUUUUCAACA